Molecule: messenger RNA, 375 nt
Organism: Beta vulgaris subsp. vulgaris (sugar beet)
Lineage: Eukaryota; Viridiplantae; Streptophyta; Magnoliopsida; Caryophyllales; Amaranthaceae
Exons: 1
Coding region: 1-375 (124 amino acids)
Source: RefSeq, a predicted model, not a curated record
AUGGUGCAAAACCCAUUCGCAGUGGUCCGAAAAUUUCUCACCUUUUCUUUGCAGAUGACAGUUUACUCUUUACCGGAGCUUCCCCUCAAGUGCAGUAUUAUCAUUGAUAUUGUCAACCAUUAUGAGCUUGCACCCGGGCAUAAAAUUAACUAUGAAAAAUCGGAAGUAUCUUUAAGUAGCGGAGUCAGCAUUAAACGCAGGGAAGAGUUGAUUACUAUUCUGAACAUGAGACAGGUGGAUAAGCAUGAAAAGUACCUUGCUAUCCCUUCUAUCUCGGGGCGAUCAAAAAAAGUUGUGUUCGAUUCUCUUUUGGAUAGAAUUUUAAAGAAACUCCAAGGGUGGAAGGAAAAGUUUCAGGGCAGGAAGUGCUUAUGA